Molecule: messenger RNA, 1302 nt
Organism: Hippocampus zosterae (dwarf seahorse)
Lineage: Eukaryota; Metazoa; Chordata; Actinopteri; Syngnathiformes; Syngnathidae
Gene: rtca
Product: RNA 3'-terminal phosphate cyclase
Exons: 11
Coding region: 132-1259 (375 amino acids)
Biological process (GO): RNA processing
Cellular component (GO): nucleus
Molecular function (GO): RNA-3'-phosphate cyclase activity
Source: RefSeq, a predicted model, not a curated record
UGCCCGCCGCCGAGAAAUGUCAACGAAGAAGCGGUGGCAGCAGCCGCAAGGGAGAAAGCGCAGAUUCCGCGAACGCUCUGGGAAAGUUGAGACGACACAGAAAGCAAGCGGAGCUUCAAGUCGGAGUGAAGAUGGAGUCGCCGGCGGUGGAGCUUGACGGCAGUUUCAUGGAGGGCGGCGGCCAAAUCUUGAGAGUGGCGGCGGCGCUCGGCUGCAUCGGCGGAUCGUCCGUCACGAUCUCCAAAAUCCGAGCAGGCAGGAGCACCCCGGGACUCAGGCCCCAGCACCUGAGCGGCCUUCGGCUGGUGGCCGACAUGUGCGCCGGCGUCUUGCGGGGCGGCGCCGUCGGCUCCACGGACAUCAGCCUGACCCCGGGGAAGAUCCGAGCUGGAAAUUACACGGCGGACACGCGCACGGCAGGGAGCGUGUGUCUUUUGCUGCAGGUGGCGCUCCCGUGCGCUCUCUAUGGCGACGCCCCCUCCAACUUGCGCCUCAGAGGAGGAACCAAUGCGGACAUGGCGCCGCAAAUCGAUUACACGCUCCAGGUCUUCAAGCCCGUCGUGGAGAAGUUUGGAGUCCACUUUGACUGCGACAUCCAAAGGAGAGGCUUUUACCCGAAGGGCGGCGGGGAGGUGACCGCAAGGGUGCCCGCGGUCCAAGAGCUGCGGCCGGUCACCUUGUUGGAGAGGGGAGCCGUCGCCAAGAUUCACGGCCGGGCGUACGUCGCCGGCGGCCUGCCCUUCAAGCUGGCCGAAGACAUGGCGGCGUCUGCCGCGCGCGCCAUCCGGCGAGAAGUCCGGGAGCUCGACGUCAACAUUGGAGCGGUGCAGGAGGAGGAGAAGGCCUGCGGAAACGCCAGCGGAAUCAUAAUCGUGGCGGAGUCGUCCACCGGAUGUUUGUUUGCCGGCUCCGCUUUGGGCAAGAAAGGCGUGCGCGCUGACACAACGGGCGCGGAGGCCGCGGAGAUGCUGCUACGAAACCUUCGCCACGGCGGCUGCGUGGAUGAAUUCCUGCAGGACCAGCUCAUCAUCUUCAUGGCGCUGGCCAAGGGGACGUCUCGGAUCCGGACGGGCGCCGUCACCCGCCACACGCAAACCGCCAUCCACGUGGCCCAGCGGAUGACUCGGGCAAAGUUCACCGUCAGCAAAUGCGCCGACACGCCCGACGUCACGCACGUCAUCGAAUGCCUCGGCUCCGGCGUCCCCAACCCAAACCUGGUCCGCGGGACCCCUUCCUGCGCCGCCCGCACAAAUAUGUAGUGGAGUUCACCGAAUGAGUCCUCAAUAAAUGAAUCGAGCGUCA